GCAGGAUAAAAAAAUGGAUUUCCAUUUCCGACAAAAAAAAAGGCGAAGCCACUCACUAAAAAAACAGUUUCAGGAGUUUUCUCACUUACUUUUUUUUCAGUCGUUGUACUUUUCUUUUCUUCCAAUAACAACAUGGAUAUACGUAUUCUCUCACCAGUUUCUACUGAUACUGUAGCAGAACGAAGCAAUAAAAACAAUAAAAAGAUGGAUGUGGAUCAAGUUGAAGCACCACUAGUGAAUCCUGGUGAAAUCAUUACGACUGAUCAACAAUUCAUGAGAGGUCAUGGUACAUAUGCUGAAGAAGAUGGUGGACCUGCAGUUAUUUCGUCUGUAGCUGGUACUGUGGAACGCGUCAAUAAACUUUUAUCUGUACGUCCUAUGAAAAGUAGAUAUACUCCCGAAAUUGGUGAUAUUGUCGUGGGUCGAAUUACUGAGGUGGCCAUGAAACGAUGGAAAUUGGAUGUUAAUGGUAGACAAGAUGCCAUGUUACUAUUAAGUUCUGUCAGUUUACCUGGUGGUGUACAGAGACGAAAAACAGAAUCGGAUGAACUUCAAAUGCGACAAUUUUUUGCAGAAGGGGACGUUUUAGUGGCGGAAGUACAAAGUUUUUAUUCAGAUGGAACAAUGGGUCUUCAUACACGUGGAUUCAAGUUUUGUAAAUUAAGAAAUGGUUCAUUCUUAUGUGUACCUCCUGUCUUAGUGCAACGAUGUAAAUCACAAUUUCAUACUUUACCUUGUGGUGUGGAUAUCAUCUUGGGAUUGAAUGGAUAUAUUUGGGUCAAUAAAAAGUUACAAGGAUUAUCCAAUGUAGCUACUGAUGAUUUCGAUACAAGCGUGGUUUAUUCUAGUGUUAACGAUCCUAUCACUGAAGAAGAACGAAGUGAUAUUGCUCGUGUUGUCAAUUGCAUUGCUGCUUUGGCUAAGCAAUAUAUGUAUAUCAAUGAUACCAUUGUGGUUUAUACUUAUGAAGCUUCACUGGAAUACUCUGUCAAGGAACUUCUCGAUCUGAAUGUCAUUGAAGCGAUUACAAACGAAGCAAAAUCACGCAUGAACGCCUAAUAGGAUCUUAACCAUUUUGACAAUUACAUACUCUAUAUGCAUUCACUUUUUAUCAUAUCUUCAUCGUCUCCUUCUACAAAGCAUUCCAUAUAUACAUAUAUACACUUUAUUUUUAUUACGAAUUCAACCUUAUUUCCCUUGUACAUACAUAGUAGUAGUAGUAGAAUUGAAAAUCAUGAAUCAAUAAAAACUGAUAUACAACAAAA
Messenger RNA from Halteromyces radiatus, 1265 nucleotides. RefSeq lists its product as uncharacterized. NCBI's taxonomy places the organism in Eukaryota, Fungi, Mucoromycota, Mucoromycetes, Mucorales, Cunninghamellaceae. The record is from RefSeq and is a predicted model, not a curated record. Gene Ontology annotation, biological process: TRAMP-dependent tRNA surveillance pathway; poly(A)-dependent snoRNA 3'-end processing; nuclear polyadenylation-dependent rRNA catabolic process. Gene Ontology annotation, molecular function: RNA binding. The transcript has 6 exons. The coding region runs from base 133 to 1059 and encodes 308 amino acids. Gene Ontology annotation, cellular component: cytoplasmic exosome (RNase complex); nuclear exosome (RNase complex).